AUGAACCAGACAAAGACAAGUCAGCAACACAAAUACUUCUGGUCACCUACCAACAUUGCUUUGGCCGUUGUGAGCCUGUUCGCUUUGUGGACACAUGUUCACUCCCUAUCAAGGGGAAAGUUAUCUGCAACCAAGGUAACUUCCAAAGAGGCACAGUAUAUGUUAGUUAUUGAUGCCGGAUCUUCAGGGUCUCGAAUCUACAUCUACAAGUACUUCUUCUCCCCAUACGGGUACCUGACAUUUCAACCGGACCCUGCGACCUUCAAAUCCACGAAUAGUCUCGAUUCCUUCAGUGGUCCCCAUAACGCUGGGGCUUCUUUGGAACCGCUUCUGGAAUUUGCUAAGACACACGUUCCAAACGAUCUGACCGAAUCCACUCCCAUUGUACUCAAGGCUACGUCAGGAUUGCGACAGGUGCAAGAAGCAAACAAACGAAUUGCCCAUUCCAUCCUUGAAAGCGUGAGAAUAACAUUGGAAAAUUCGAAAUUUCUGUUUCGCCCCUCCUAUGCCGAAAUAAUGACUGGGGAGGAGGAAGGGACGCUGGGUUGGCUGGCCCUCAAUUACCUACAUGAGACGAAAAAUGGCCACAUCAGACAUCGCACCUCCUCUACCCCAAAACAACUUUGA
Molecule: messenger RNA, 627 nt
Organism: Cylindrotheca closterium
Lineage: Eukaryota; Bacillariophyta; Bacillariophyceae; Bacillariales; Bacillariaceae
Source: the annotation of a GenBank genome assembly